This is a messenger RNA of Heterotrigona itama, 1029 nucleotides long. The record is from the annotation of a GenBank genome assembly. Lineage: Eukaryota; Metazoa; Arthropoda; Insecta; Hymenoptera; Apidae.
AUGAUUCCGUUGCAGGGGAACGAGUCGGUGGUACCGGAAGGCUGGCCCCUGACGUUGGGCAGACGUGGCCUCGUCCUUCAGCUAGGAGAGCUCGAAGCCUCCGCGCUACGUCUCGGGGAAUGUUACCUCUGCAUACGCAGCUCGGCUGCAGUUGCAACGAUCUCGGGGAGCGGCGAAGCUGCCGCUGGUGAAACCGACGAGCGAAAUACCGUCGAGAUCGCAGUAGUUUGGCGAACGACGUCGAUGAGGGCCCCAGGGUUCCUCGGCUGGGACCGCGAGGAGGAGUUCAUGGACUGGCGGGAGGUGUCUCGGAAGGGGCAGGGGAGCACCGGCGCGGCGGGCAGCAGCCUGCAAUCGUCGAGCGCCGCGAGGAGCAUGAUGCGGCCCAGGCGACGCUCGCGCGAGGAGGCGCGCUCGAGGACGCGGGAGCAGGGCUGCGCGUUCGAGCACCGCCGCGAGGAGACCCGUUCGAUCGACCGGCUCGAGUGCAACAGCUCGAACGAGAAUCGCCGCCGCGCCGCAUCGGACACCGCGGCGGACGCUGGCCACGCGGUCAUGAAGUCCAGGUCGACGUCGAGCGUGGGCACGUGGAAGCCCACGGAGCUGCUGGAUGCUUCGGCCGAGACGAACGGCGCGUUCGAGACGGCGUCCAGGCCCGGCUCCGACCAUCGCACUUCUAGUCUCUCCAGCGACGAGAAUCGCGCUGGCGAAGUGAACAAGUGCGCCAAGGUCGUCUCGUCGAUGACCAUGGAGAAGUGGAAGGAGACGGCCAGGAAGAUCGAGAGAGUCUCGCUGGACGAUUUGACGUUCCCCUGUCCAGCGUGCAGGAACAUAGACACCGACGACCCUCUGCUGGGCUGCAGGUGCGCCGGUGACGACUGCACUUGCGGCAACGGGGAGGACGCUUGCGAUUGUUUGUCCUCGGCGAACACGAGGAACGAACAGUCGACGAGAAGCUUCGAGAUCGCCGGCAUCAAGCACAUUGACAGCGACGACGAGGAGGAAGUUCGGAUGGGAUUCGGUGAGUGA